Messenger RNA from Diaporthe batatas, 1037 nucleotides. RefSeq lists its product as uncharacterized. The record is from RefSeq and is a predicted model, not a curated record. Gene Ontology annotation, molecular function: RNA binding; structural constituent of ribosome. Gene Ontology annotation, cellular component: ribosome; cytosolic small ribosomal subunit. Gene Ontology annotation, biological process: ribosomal small subunit assembly; translation. The transcript is spliced from 3 exons. The coding region runs from base 233 to 481 and encodes 82 amino acids. NCBI's taxonomy places the organism in Eukaryota, Fungi, Ascomycota, Sordariomycetes, Diaporthales, Diaporthaceae.
CACGUGACAGGAGGGAGCUCGGACCAGGCACACAAUCUCCUCACCCGCUCACUCGGCCACUGGUUGCAAACUGGGGGCCCUUCUAACGAACUUUUUCUCCGCCACUGCGAGACCUCGUCUUGACGAUAAUCCAGCCAUCGACAAACGACCCAACGGACACGUUCCCCAGUCAAGACAUCUCGUCAACCGAAACAAGACAUUCAAGUCAAAUUUCCGACAAAAAUCAAUCAAGAUGGUUCUCGCUGUCGAUCUCCUGAACCCCAGCCCUGCGGCCGAGGCCAAGAAGCACAAGCUCAAGACCCUUGUGCCUGCCCCCCGCUCCUUCUUCAUGGACGUGAAGUGCCCUGGUUGCUUCACCAUCACCACUGUCUUCUCCCACGCCCAGACCGUCGUCAUCUGCCAGGGCUGCACCACUGUCCUCUGCCAACCUACCGGUGGUAAGGCACGACUCACAGAGGGCUGCUCUUUCCGAAGGAAGUAGUGGCGUGCGUGCUGAGAUGACGUCGGGCUUCCCUUUCCUUACGGCUGGUUUACGACAAUGAAUUACGAUGGCACAUCGGAUAUCUGCAAGACAAGACCCUCUCAACAUGGGCGUUUAGACAAAUAAUUCGGCGGCCGACCUUGUGUUGCGGGUAGAAGAUGGAACAUCCAAAUUCACCUCAUCGAAAAAUGGAGGGGGCGUUUGGGGUCCGGAUAUCUGCAUCAUCAUCAACAAUCGACUUUUUCAGUUAAAGAAUCAAGACACGAAAAAGCCCCUCUGUGGUCGUCGUGGUCGUCGUGGUCGUCUCCUUGCGCUUGUCGUGUCACGAGUACGUUUUGAUUGCAGAAGAUAUGCUGCAUCGACCGAGGUGGAUAGCCGGAAAUGGGCAUUUUCACGAGCGUUUAGAUCUGUCUGCAAAUCUGUGUGUGACGAGGUUGGUCGGCAGACUGGCUAGACGUGAUGACGUGGAUCGCUAAUUGAGGAUCGCUAUACCCGUACCUUGGGGCAGAGUUGGAGGACUCGAGGUGCUUCGCGAUUGCAAUUUAUUGAGAUUCAC